CCACACGGACGGUGCUAAAAAUGAUCUUUGGUCCAUACCAAAAUGAUGUCAAACUUCUACCUGCAUGCUCCAACCGUUGCUGUCUAAACUUUCUGGAAUUAUGUUGCUAUGUGGCGUGAAACUAUAAGUCUUAGAGUGUACUCUCAAGGUGAACAAAGGGAUCAAUAAAAGUUUGGAACGUCAAUCAACAAGGCCUUGGUGCUUUGAGCUUCUCACGAUGAGAUCCAAGUCGACCCUCAUCGUCCAUCUUAGUUUCCUGUUGUCCACGCUCAGUCGAACAGGAGCUAACUUCUAUGGUGCAAACUAUUGGAAUGAUCGAUACUCUGGACAAGGGAUCAACUAUGAGACCGGUUCUGAUAUGUUUAAUGGUCUAUGGUCGGCAACGGGAUCUUUGAGCGAUGGCUAUGGCCGUCCCAAUUCAGACUACUCAUCAAGGUCUUGUUCCUGCGCUUGUAAUGAGAAUGAAAUGACUGUCGACUGCACUGGGACAACAACAGUAACUCUGAAGAAUUACAAUUUUGAGAACCUUACUGCGGAAACGUUUCAUCCGGGCACGACCGAAAUCACCAUCGUCAGUAAUCUGAAGACCAUACAUCCUGGUACUUUUGCACUUCUCAAUAAGCUCACUAAAUUAACGAUUCACAACACAGAUAUAACAAUAUUCCCAGAUGUAUCAAACUGCACAAGUCUCCAAUGGUUGGAUCUGACGAGAAACAAAAUCAACUUGUCUCCACUGAACUACAAGACCAUCACGUUUUCUCCAACGCUUGAACGAGUGAGUCUGAUGGAGAAUGAAAUUAACUGGUUACCACCCGGAUUCUUCUCAAAGACAAACAUUCAAUAUCUUGGUCUUAGCCGGAACGCAUUGACAAAGUUCCCAAGUGACUCUCUUCAGAAUAUGCUGAACUUGACGUUUAUGUCGGUUGAUGAGAAUCAGAUUACAUCAAUAUCAAAAAGGAAUCUGCUGCCGUUAGCUUCCACUGUUAUUCAACAUCUGAAUUUCAGCAAUAACUUGAUAGACUACAUCGCACCCAAAGCAUUCAGACAACUCCAGCUUCUCAAGAUUCUUGAACUGCAUAGAAACCUGCUGACUGAUCUGCCUUCACAAACAAUGGAUCAAAUCCCACAACUUCUACAUCUGGAUUUGAGCUACAACAAGCUUGCAGCUCUGAGGGCCAAGGCUAUAACUGAUCUGCCGUUUCUGCGAACAUUGGUGUUACACAAUCAACUAGAUGGAUUUGAAUUGUCUGUCAUUCGCUACAAUGCUUUCAUUGGAAUAGGAGGAAAUCUCACAGAGUUGUAUUUAAGUUCCAAUAAACUGACGUCAUUCCCCCAUGGCUUUUUCUCUGAGGAAACAUACGACAAACUUCGAGACUUGCACAUUGAUCAUAACGAGAUUAGCAACAUAACAGAGUUCACUGACGAUCAGUUUGACGGCGCUCUGACUCUCUACAGCUACAAGUUGACUUUACACGACCCGUUUGCUAAUAUACCAUACUUGGAAAAACUGCAUCUGGAUUCAAAUCGAAUUGAAGGAAUUAAUCCUGAUGACUUGUGUAAAAUGAUCAUCUUGAAUUGGCUGCAGUUGGAUUCUAAUUUACUGACUGAUGAUACAUUGGAUGAGAAUGCCUUUACGUGUCUCACCAACCUUGGAAGUCUGUAUCUUGGUUCUAAUAACUUCAAGUAUGUCCCUCCAGCCGUGCAAUACCAAGACAGAGCUCUCAGCCUGAGUACACUGUAUCUAGGAAGCAAUGACUUGACUUUUCUGUUAGCUGGAGCAUUUUCAAACGUCACCACGCUAAGAUCGUUGUCUCUUCAAUCAAACAAAAUUAUCUCUGUUGAGAAUGGAGCUUUCCCAUUGGAUAUUAGGACCAUAGACUUGAGUUAUAAUGAUUUUUACUUCCUGCAUGAGAACCCAUUCCGGAAUCUCACAAUGCUGUCUUCUCUGUCUCUGCAAUAUAAUGAAAUUGAUGUUAUACCAGACACCGCGUUUGAUGGUUGUACAUCACUAGCUAACUUAUAUCUGUAUGACAACAAAAUUGGUCGGAUCUUGAGAACCACAAUUGAGGAUUGUCCGCUUUCUGGCAAUGUUUAUUUUCAUAAUAAUGAGAUUGCGUAUAUUGAGGAUGGAUCCUUUGCUCAUAUCACUUCAACAAGCAGGAUAUAUCUUCAGAAUAAUCGGCUCACCAAAAUACCCAACGGAGGAGACUUUGCUGAUAUGAGUUUUUAUUAUAUAUCUUUCCGGCAGAAUUUUAUCACAAGCGUCCAGAAUGGAACCUUUAAAAAUAUCAAAGGAAGUUAUCUUUACUUAUCAGACAAUGAUAUUUCCUUCAUUGAGACGGAUGCUUUCAAGGAUGUUUCAUGCACUUAUGACAUUAGUUUGAACAGCAAUCCACUAUGGACAAUAAGUUCCUAUUCUUUCCACACAGUCAGCUGCAGAUAUUUGUAUAUGACAUCAGUAGGAUUGUCAACUAUCCCAUCCUUGGCUUUCAGUGGAUUAACUGCAUCUAGAUUGUAUAUGGAGUCCAAUUCCAUUACAACAAUCGAGGAAGAAGCAUUUGAUGUGUCUAUAAGUUCCCAACUGUAUUUACAGAGUAACAAGCUGUAUGAUAUAAGAGGCAAGAUGUUUGUGGAUGGAUCAAGUGUUAAUGAACUGCAUCUAGAGAACAAUGAGCUACCUUCUAUUCCACCGGAUGCGUUUGAUGGAGCCACUUUGAGUAAACUACUUAUGUACGGCAAUGUGUUAACGACCUAUCCUGCUAAAGCAUUGGCCAGCCAGAAUCUACAAGAGAUCGAUCUCAACAAUAAUCAGAUUGGAACCCUACCGGACAACGCUUUUGAAGGACAAACUAGUUUGAGAGAACUAAACUUGGAGAAUAAUCGACUCACCGAUCUUCCAGCUGGUAUUUUUGCACUGCUAACCAGCUUACAGGAAUUAGAUCUCUCGGGCAACGAGCUUAGUUUCUGGCCAACAAUGCCAAGCCUACCAAACCUAAGAACACUGGAUCUAUCAAACAACAAGAUCGAAUCUGUUGGUAUCCAAGCGUUCCAUCAACUUAGCACAACUGUCUUCAGCUCACUCAACCUUGCCAAUAACGUCCUGGGUUGUUCAUGCAAUAUGUACUUCUCAUUGGUCUACCAUGAUGACGCCAUUAAAGGUGGAGAAUGUUCCACGCCGCAGGAAGCAGAUGGAGUUACAUUCGUUUAUAGCAAUAGCUACAGUGAGGACUAUUUCCAACAAUGGGAUAACCAAUUACUCUUCCAAUGUGCUCCUUACAAUGUAUCUGCAACAGCACCAGAUCUUGAGCAGAUCCUAGUGACUUGGAUGGAACCAGUCCAGAUUAAUCCAAACAUCACAGUAAAUGAAACUGACUUUAGUGACUGGCAAUUUAGUGUGACAUGCACCAGUGAGACAGCAAUCACAUUGUAUGAUAUAACGAAUAGUAGUUCAUUACUCUUUGAUGCCGAUGACAUGGUACAGACGGGUACCGACUAUUUAUGUCAUGUGACGCUGAUGUCUGGAAACUACACUAGUGUAGCGGAUGAAUAUGUACCAGUGACCACGAUGGAGAGUGUGGCUGAAACGAAUGCAACUGCUACUGGAAUGGAUCUUAAACUGGCCAUUAAAUACUAUGACUUCAGUUUUGGAAAUCCUGACUUCACUCCUGUUGGAAAAGAUGUAAUCUCAAACCCAACCUACGUGGUGUCACCGUACGGAGCGUGGUUAGCGAUAUCAGAGAAUCCUUCAGGAGAUUCCUUCUCACGUUGGUUUAGACAAGAUCCAUCGUUGAAUAUGUUGAUAGAAACAGACCUAGUACUUGAGUGGGUUAACUCAUCUGGUGUUAUCAACCCAUUAAACAGGUUUAUAGAAACAGACCUAGUACUGGAGUGGAUUAACUCAUCUGGUGUUAUCAACCCAUUAAACAGGUAUUAUUCAGCUUCAUACUAUCCAGUCGAUGGUCUCGGCUUCACUGCACAGGGUCAGAGAGAUUGCAACUUCAUUCUUCAUAACUUUGGAUUUACAAGUGCAAUACGUACUGGUAUGACGUUUAAUGGCUCAGAGACCAUUACUAUUGGAGGUGGAGAUGAGAUCUGGUUUUAUGUCAAUAAGAUUCUAGUCUUGGAACUUCAUGGAGAUAUCUCAGGAAAUCCUAUUAAAUGCAAGAAGAUCAACUUGGCUAACGCUGGACAAGAAGGAGGAGGAUUUGUCAUACCGGAGGAAGGAACGAUUGUAAAUGGAGAAUGUGUCAUUACUGGCUCUUUGACUGAUGAUGAGGUCUUCUUACAGCUAGAGGUAAGUGGGUUCAGAAUGAGUCAAUGUUUAUACCAGAGGAAGGAACAAUUGUUAAUGGAGAAUGUGUCAUUAUUGGCUCUUUGA
Asterias rubens (European starfish) is the source of this 4378-nucleotide messenger RNA. RefSeq names its product chaoptin-like. The record is from RefSeq and is a predicted model, not a curated record. The coding region runs from base 218 to 4378 and encodes 1386 amino acids. The transcript is spliced from 40 exons. Gene Ontology annotation, molecular function: protein binding. Lineage: Eukaryota; Metazoa; Echinodermata; Asteroidea; Forcipulatida; Asteriidae. Gene Ontology annotation, cellular component: extracellular matrix.